This is a messenger RNA of Eimeria maxima, 459 nucleotides long. RefSeq lists its product as hypothetical. Bases 1 to 459 code for a protein of 152 amino acids. The transcript is spliced from 2 exons. Lineage: Eukaryota; Apicomplexa; Conoidasida; Eucoccidiorida; Eimeriidae. The record is from RefSeq and is a predicted model, not a curated record.
AUGACCGACACAAGCAGCGUCAGUAUCAGCAACACCGACAACAGCAGCAGCACUAGCAGCAUCAGGGACAGCGCAAGCAGCAGCAGCAGCAGGGACAGCAGCAGCAGCAGCAGCACAAACAGCAGCAGCAGCAGCAGCAGCAGCAAUGGCAAAGCUAAGAAGAAACCUUUUUUGGUGAUAACAGAGAGCGCAAAGAAAAAGCUAGAGGUACUAGGACCACCCCCCUCAGCAGCAGCAGCAGGAGCAGCAGCACCAGCAGCACCAGAAUUCAAAAUUAAUGAUCAAUUAAUACCUAAACCCCAACAAUGCUCAGGCCAGCAGCAGCAGCAGCAGCAGCAGCAGCAGCAGCAGCAGCAAGAGGAGCAGCAAGAGGAGCAGCAGGAAGAGCAACAGAAGGAAAGACAGCAGGAGCAGGAAGAUCAAGGGAAGAAGGCAGAGCAAGAGCAGAAGAAACAAUAA